AUGAACGCUCUAGGCUCAAACACAGGUGGCGGUCAAAGCAAGGCCCCGGAUACUGGAGGCAAGCUUCGGACUGCUUGCGACGGCUGUCAUGCAGCUAAGAUUCGAUGCACGGGGGUAUGCCACUACAGCGCCAAGGCCAAGAUUGGAAAGCCCCGAGGGAGCAUGAACAAGAAGACCAUCGAAAGGUUGCGACGCAUGAGAGAAGAAGCAACAACAAAAACAACAGAAAAGGAACAUACGGCGACAGCGAGCGCCCAUCCAGGGCCUGCCUCUCCCGUUAUCCCCCCGUUGCCCAGUUGCAAUGGCGAUUCGAUAUUCAACAGCCCCGAUUCUUCUUCGGCCCAUAUCGACUUGGCUUCGUCGCCCUUUCAAGACUAUAUACUCCCAGAUAGAGAGCUCGAUGCCAUGGGCGCAUGGUGUGAGGGCCUGCUAGAAACAUGUCUCGAAGAUAGUGCCCUAGCGUCUGUCAGUAAUGUGAACUGCCAGCCAAAGCCUGACCACAACCCAGCCGUUGUCUCUACAGAAUCUCAAAUGCAUGAAGCAGUGGUGACCGCCGCCACCACCAGGAGGCAGUCCUCGCUGUGUCUGUCACCUCCAGACUCGCAAAAGUCUUCCACGAGCCACGAUUUCACGCCGGAGUCUCUCGUCGUUAGAGCAGCGGGCAUGGGAUACUCUUCGACUAUGAACAAGUCAACCAUGCCGUGCGGCCAGCCAUCGUGCAUGUGUUUUUCGAUGUUGAGCAAUCACCUGUGCACGCUGCAGGCUGCUUCUGCGGAGUCCGACCAUUCCCAUGCCCUCGACGCUCUCCUGAGUCAGUCGCAGCAAAUCAUCCCUUCCCUCAAGGAACUCUUUGAAUGCCCGUCCUGUAUGCUCGACGUGCAAUUCCUGCUCUUGGUAAACAUGAUCUUAUGCAGGCUAUUGGCUUGGGCCCCUUUCUCAAUCUGUGCAUGUGAGGCAGGGCAUAUCUCUGUGGAAAUUCGAUUAGGGAAAUACAUCGCUUCGGCAGAGAUUGGUGUUACCGUAACACGGAUACUUUUGCAAAAUUUCUUGGCUGAUUGUGAGCAGAUUAUCACGAUUUUCAAGAGAAGAGUAGACCAGUUUGGUUACAAAGGAGCAGACGGGGCGUAUUUGAAUCUGCAGCUGAGGAAUCUCCAUUUGGAGCUCGGUCGGCUGAGAGAAAGAAUCGCCAAGCUAUGA
This is a messenger RNA of Talaromyces atroroseus, 1197 nucleotides long. RefSeq lists its product as hypothetical. Bases 1 to 1197 code for a protein of 398 amino acids. Gene Ontology annotation, molecular function: DNA binding. The transcript has 3 exons. Gene Ontology annotation, cellular component: nucleus. Gene Ontology annotation, biological process: regulation of DNA-templated transcription; aflatoxin biosynthetic process. The record is from RefSeq and is a predicted model, not a curated record. NCBI's taxonomy places the organism in Eukaryota, Fungi, Ascomycota, Eurotiomycetes, Eurotiales, Trichocomaceae.